AUGAUUCUUGAUGUUUUGCUUGGCCUAGCUUCGUUCUGUUCAACCCUUUGUUCAACUCUCAUCCCCGCCUGGAACUGGGUGAAAAGGAAAACGAACUGGGAGAAACAUUCUGACUACUUAAGCAGUGCUUUGGGCGGGCUGGGCCCAUUUCCAGCCGACCCUCGGCCUGAGCCACCCUCAGGAGAGGAGGAAGAGACGCGGUCAAAGUGUCGAGAAGCUGUCCUGAGUUGCUUUCCCGACAUCUGCCCGGAGUAUCUCGACAGAAUUGCUGCUGAGCACCACUGGGCCGCUGAACCCCUUAUCACCCACCUUCUGGACGAACAGGAAAACGGUCGCUCGUACCCGAAACGCUCUAGAUCUCUCAAACGAAAGCUGCCGGAUCCCGACGAGGAAGCCGAAGAGGAAGUCCAGGCCCGCAGACUCUCCAAGGACGACCCACGAGAGCCUGGUAAAGGCCCCCUAUAUUUCCAGCAGUAUUCUAGAGCUGCUAAGAAGCUCCUCAAAACCUCAUUUCCUCAGCUGUACGUCGCCGACAUCGAGAGCCACUUGAGGGAUAAUCAUUACCGCAUGUACACGACGUAUCUGGCGCUGGAGAAAGCUUACUCAGACGGUAACAGUGGCCUCCGCCUCAAGUCCCGGAAAUCCGCUGCCAACCCUCAACAGCCGGACCCUUCCGAGUACAUUAACGCUGCACAGCCAGUGGUGGACGUCUGGAACGCAUUCUGUGCAGCUCAGGCCAUGGCUGCGAAGGAACACGCGGAAGCCGAGAACCGGCAGCGUGCGCAGGACGAGGGGACUCUCCUGGAAUGCGGAUGCUGCUACUCCGAGUAUCCGAUCAACAGAAUGGUUCACUGCAACGGAGACGUUAUCCACUGGUUUUGCCGCGAUUGCGCCAGGCGCGUGGCCGAGGAUGCCAUCGGCUACCAAAAGUACCAGCUCAACUGUGUGUCGAUAGACGGGUGCAAGGGUACCUUCUCCAAAGACCAGAAAGACCUGUUCCUGGAUGACAAACUGGUCGCUGCUUUGGAUAAGAUUGAGCAAGAGGCGAACCUGCGUCUGGCUGAUAUCCCAGAUCUGGAACGCUGCCCCUUUUGCCCGUACGCGGCCGAAUACCCCCCAGUGGAGGAGAACAAGGAGUUCAGAUGCGACAACCCGGAGUGCGGCAUCGUGAGCUGCAGGCUUUGCCGCAGGGCGACACACAUUCCCAAGUCAUGCGAGGAAAACAUGCGCGAAAUGGGUCAUUCCCUUCGCCGUCAGAUCGAAGAGGCCAGGUCGGCGGCUCUAAUCCGCAAAUGCAAUAAAUGCGGCACACCUUUCAUCAAGACGGAGGGCUGCAACAAGAUGACCUGCACCCGCGCUGGCUGCCGGAACGUGCAAUGCUAUAUCUGCUCAAAAUCCUGUGAUUACAGUCAUUUCAACGACACCUCGAGGGGUGGAAAGCAGGGGAACUGUCCCUUAUUCGACAAGGACAUAGAGCAGCGGCACGAAGCAGAAGUCCGGGCAGCCGAGGAAGAGGAACGGAGAAGGGUUGCCCAGGAGAACCCGGAUAUCCACCCUGACCUGCUCAAUAUCAACUUUUCAGAGAAGGUAGAGAGGGGCGCAAAAGCGCAGAAAGCGGCAGCCGCUGGCCCGCCAAAUCCUGUACCAGAGGCUCUCCGUAGGUUUUUUUAA
Messenger RNA from Canariomyces notabilis, 1671 nucleotides. RefSeq lists its product as uncharacterized. The record is from RefSeq and is a predicted model, not a curated record. Bases 1 to 1671 code for a protein of 556 amino acids. The transcript is spliced from 3 exons. Gene Ontology annotation, cellular component: ubiquitin ligase complex. Gene Ontology annotation, biological process: protein linear polyubiquitination; proteasome-mediated ubiquitin-dependent protein catabolic process. Lineage: Eukaryota; Fungi; Ascomycota; Sordariomycetes; Sordariales; Chaetomiaceae. Gene Ontology annotation, molecular function: ubiquitin-protein transferase activity; ubiquitin binding.